GCUUAAUUUCAAGAAAGAUGUCUGCUCUCGAGAGGCAAGCUUUGAAGUCCAAGAUUGGUGGCUUACCGCCAAUGGCUCCACCCGGAGUUGGAGGAGCAUCCAAACGACACUUGCUGAGGAAGAAAGACUACACUGCAGUACACUGGGAUAAAUACUUUGAUCAGAAACAUGAUGUCAAAGUUGGCGAAAAUACAUUCCGAUUGUAUGAGUGUGGGACAACUGGACCAGUUCUUCUCUUUUUACACGGAGGUGGAUUUUCUGCCCUGUCAUGGUCAUUGGUGUCGUCCACGCUGUGUCAGUUGGUGACCUGUCGGUGUGCUGCUUUGGAUCUCAGAGGACACGGUGAUACAGCUUCCACAGAUGACAGCGACCUCUGUGCAGAAACCCUGUCCAGUGAUGUUGGUGAUGUUGUGAAGUCCUUAUAUGGAGAUGAGCCACCACCUAUUAUCCUGAUUGGUCACAGUAUGGGAGGAGCUAUCGCUGUACAUACUGCAGAGAGAAAGCUUAUACCGUCAUUAAUUGGUCUGGUUGUGAUUGAUGUUGUUGAGGGAACUGCUAUGGAGUCCUUGAACAGUAUGCAGAGUUUUCUGCGUGGAAGACCUUCCAUGUUUAAAUCCCUAGAGCACGCCAUUGAGUGGGGUGUUCGCAGUGGACAAAUCAGAAAUCUGGAAUCUGCCAAAGUGUCUAUGGUUGGACAAGUAAAACGACUCGACACUCAGGAAACUGCUACAUCAGAAAUGGAUCACAUUUCUGGGUCAGUGGUAAAUGCAUCAGGGCCAAGGGUUGGUGAUGCUAUACAGGAGGAGGACGAGGAGGAGGAGGGAGAAAGCAUAUCCUCACCAGAAUCUCAACAGCCAAGCAGCUCAGAUCAUUUCAAAACACCCAAACCAACAACAGAAAACACAUCUCAAUAUACAUGGCGGAUAGAUCUAGGCAAAACUGAAAAAUUCUGGAAAGGGUGGUUUCAAGGCCUUUCUCAGCGGUUUUUAUCCUGUGAAGUUCCUAAAAUGUUGGUUCUUGCAGGUGUCGACAGACUAGAUAAGGAUUUAACUAUUGGUCAAAUGCAAGGUAAAUUUCAGAUGCAGGUUUUACCUCAGAGUGGCCAUGCUGUCCAUGAAGAUGUUCCAGAUAAGGUAGCAGAUAUUUUGGCAACUUUUAUGGUGAGACAUAAAGUUGCUGAACCUAGAGACAGUUUUCAAAGGUCCUUCCCAGCCUGUUGAUGUUCACCCAUGUCCAUUUACUUCUUGGAACUUGUACUCUUAGGGUUGUGUACAGGACUUGCAUUACCCAUUGUCCGACAGUCCUAUUCAACUUUUGAAGGAUAGAGUGUUCGCUAUGCAGACUGAUCUGCUGACCCCUGAGUCUGAAUACUGCUGUAUAAUGCUGUAUCCUCCGGCCACACUAUGGGGUCAGGAGGUAUUGCCGAUUGCCCUACUUCAGGAAGUGUUGCUGUCUUUUCCUACUACAGUGUUGUUGCAGGAAGUAUUGCCGAUCCUUCUUCUUCAAGAAGUGUUGCUGUACCUUCCUACCAGUGUUGUUACAGGAAGUAUUGCCGAUCCUUCUUCUUCAAGAAGUGUUGCUGUCUUUUCCUACUACAGUGUUGUUACAGGAAGUAUUGCCGAUCCUUCUUCUUCAAGAAGUG
Molecule: messenger RNA, 1642 nt
Organism: Mizuhopecten yessoensis (Yesso scallop)
Lineage: Eukaryota; Metazoa; Mollusca; Bivalvia; Pectinida; Pectinidae
Product: protein phosphatase methylesterase 1-like
Exons: 16
Coding region: 18-1220 (400 amino acids)
Biological process (GO): protein demethylation
Molecular function (GO): protein methylesterase activity
Source: RefSeq, a predicted model, not a curated record